This is a messenger RNA of Phyllostomus hastatus (greater spear-nosed bat), 1606 nucleotides long. It is a transcript of the gene UFSP2, whose product is annotated as UFM1 specific peptidase 2. NCBI's taxonomy places the organism in Eukaryota, Metazoa, Chordata, Mammalia, Chiroptera, Phyllostomidae. The record is from RefSeq and is a predicted model, not a curated record.
AUGCUGGGAGUUGUAGUCGGCCUUCCCAGGCCCCGCCCCCCGGAUGACGACACUUCUAGACCAGCCUCCCGAGCAUGGGGCGGACGUCAGCGCCUCUGUGACCGCCACGUCGCAGGCAUGGUGACUUCAGACACCACGGAUAUACUCUUCAGAAUAAGGGGAGGCCUUGAUCUAGCCUUCCAGCUGGCUGCUGCUAAUGAAGUUUUUAUCAAGAAAGCACUCAAUCAUGUGUUGAGUGACCUGUCCACCAGGCUUGCUUCGGACGCACUGGUGCUCAGAGUUCGCCACAGCUCAGUGUACGUGUGGCCGAACAGUGACCAAAACACGGUGCCAGGAGAACUGACUGAUGGUUCUGCUUGUAAGACCAUCAUGCGCUUUAUCCAAUUUGAACAGGAAGAAGAUACAAAACGAAAAUUCAUGAAAAAGAAAGACAAAAAGUUAUCCAACAUGAAUCAAAUAGUGAAUAUAGAUCUUAUGCUGGAAAUGUCAACCUCUCUGGCAGCCGUGACCCCCGUCAUCGAAAGAGAGAGCGCAGGACACCACUACGUCACGAUGACGCUGCCCGUGGACGCGGUCGUGUCGGUGGCCCCCGAGGAAGAAUGGGGAAAAGUUCGCAAGCUUCUAGUUGAUGCAAUUCAUAGUCAGCUCACCGACAUGGAAAAGUGCAUUCUGAAAUACAUGAAAGGAACCUCCAUCGUGGUCCCUGAGCCACUGCACUUUUUACUACCAGGGGAAAGGAGCCUUGUGACAGUUUCGUACCCAUCAGGGGUCCCAGACGGGCAGCUGCAGGCCUACAGAAGGGAACUACACGAUCUCUUCAACCUGCCGCACGACAGGCCUUAUUUCAGAAGGCCUAAUGCCCACCGCUUUGCAGAUGAGCCGCACAAAGACGGUUACAUUAGAAAUCCACACGUGUAUCUCAACCCACCUAACCUAGAGGCUGGUAUGGUUUACCUGGUCCAGGGCGUGUAUGGCUACCACCAUUACAUGCAGGACCGCACAGAUGACAGCGGCUGGGGCUGCGCCUACCGCUCCCUGCAGACCAUCUGCUCCUGGUUCAGACACCAGGGCUACACCGAAAAGCCCGUCCCCACGCACAGAGAGAUCCAGCAGGCUCUGGUGGACGCCGGGGAUAAGCCAGCCACCUUUGUGGGGUCUCGGCAGUGGAUUGGCUCCAUCGAGGUGCAGCUGGCCCUGAACCACCUCAUGGGUGUGACCUCCAAGAUACUGUUCGUCAGCCAAGGCUCCGACAUGGCCGCCCAAGGACGGGAGCUGGCUCGGCACUUCGAGAGUGAAGGCACCCCCGUGAUGAUCGGGGGCGGAGUCCUGGCCCACACUAUCCUGGGCGUUGCCUGGAAUGAGAAUACAGGGCAGAUAAAAUUUCUGAUUUUAGAUCCCCAUUAUACAGGCGCUGAGGAUCUGCAGGUUAUUUUGGAAAAGGGCUGGUGUGGAUGGAAGGGCCCGGACUUCUGGAACAAGGAUGCUUACUAUAAUCUAUGUCUUCCUCAGCGACCGAAUGUUAUUUAAAAUGUCUUGGACUCAAAGACUGCAGUAGAGUUUAUUAUAAAUGUGUUAAUAAAAAAAUAAGUUUAAUUUUCCAAUUAAA